CAUAAAUACGUCAUAGUACCUCUGUUUCUUCGUUCAAUUUGAAAUUAGUGGCUUUCGGUGCGGGUGCAGAACAUUAUAGUCGUGUCGGUAAAAACGUUUACUAGCUGUACUUUUAAUAUUGUAACCAGAGAGGUUUGAAGUGCCGUGUGGAAUCAUGUUCAACAUUGAUUCCCAUUAAAAGAGCACGCAUUUUUUUGUCACUUGUCAAGACGCAGCAUCACAGACACAGCAGGACACGACCAGCAGCGGCACGACAGAGGAAGGCGAACAUUGAGGAUAUCUUGACUUUUAUCGGCGUUACUGCUUGUUUUCUUAGUAUUAGAAAUGUUUCAGGACCACUGGUUUGGUAUCUGGUAGGAAUAGGUUAUUAUAGCUGAUGAAAUGACGAAGAUAUGUUAUAUAAGGCGAAUAACGGAGAUCAGACAGAAUUUAACGUUAGCCUCACAAGAAUCGCAUGUGAUACCUCGACUGUUCUCUAGUAUGGCACAUCUUUAGUUUAGGUAGCUAGCCAGGUAGCUAAUAAUACUUACUGGAUUUUUUUUUCUUGGAACACGAACGUGAUUUUACAGCUACAGCUAGUUUGGUAGCCGUUGUAAAUGCUGGUCUACCCGGUAUUGUGUGCAUUUAAUUUAGCUAGCUAAGCGGCUAACGUUAGCUAAAUGAUGAGGUAGUAUGCGUAAAAGACGAAUGGCCAAAAUUCUAGCCAAUGUUUACUAGAUCAUAGAAUACAGUAGCUUGUAAUUUUAAUAACUAUAGCUAAGUAAUUACCGUUGGCUAUUAAAUAAAUCCAGCCGGUUUACCCUUGUUUUUUGUGGGUUUAUAAUCCAAUCAGACAUAAAUUGUCUUUAUAUGAAAUGGGCCCAUGUCUUAAUUUAGAAAACAAAGAAUUAACGUUAGGCUACUUGAGACUAGGUUAAGCUGCUUAAAGUUUUUCCGAGUUUUUAGUUUAGCUAGCUAAUUAGCUAGAUAACGUUAGCUAGAUACAGUAGUUUGGAAGCGUAGGUAGCUUGCCGGGCUAUCUCGUGUAAGGAGAAAACGCUGUCUGUGAACCUAAACCAGGGUCCGUUUUCUAAAUCGCCGUUUUACGUGCUGCCACAAUGGACAGUCACACCGAUGUUGACAGCAUGAGCGUCAGGGAGGUGGAACCCAUGCCUGGCUAUGCGGGUCUCGUAACGAGAGCGUCUACCGUGAUGAUCAGUGCCUUGAGAGACUGUAGCGCUUGCGGUCUAGAGCUCUCUAAAAGGACGCUCCUGGAAAACGCUUAUAUUACCUGGACCGAAAUCGGUCUUUUCUUCAUGUGCGCCGUUAUGUGGACGCAGAUACGACGGGGACUAACAGAAUGUCUGUUCAAGCCGUUUGCACAAUGGUGUUGUCUCCAGCCCAAAGAUACUGCCAAGAUGCCAGAGAGCGCGUGGAAGCUGGUCUUCUACACCAUGUCCUGGUCCUACAGCACCUACCUGCUCUUCUUCACCAACUACACCUUCUUCCACGACCCGCCCUCCGUAUUCUAUGACUGGAAGAGUGGCAUGACGGUGCCCACGGACAUCGCCAUCGCCUACCUGAUCCAGGGCAGCUUCUACGGACACUCCAUCUACGCCACGGUCUACAUGGAUGACUGGAGGAAGGAUUCUACCGUCAUGGUGGUGCACCACCUUGUCACCCUGGCCCUCAUCACCUUCUCCUACGCUUUCAGAUUCCACAACAUCGGGUUGCUGGUGCUGUUCCUCCACGACAUCAAUGACAUCCAGCUGGAGUUCACCAAGCUCAAUGUCUACUUCAAGACCCGGGGAGGGGACUACUACCUCAUCCACGACAUCUUGUCCAACAUGGGCUCUGUCAGCUUCAGCAUCACCUGGUUUUGGUUCCGUCUCUACUGGUUCCCUCUGAAGGUCCUGUACGCCACCUGUGUGUCCAGCCUCCAGUCCGUCUCAAACAUACCCUUCUAUUUCUUCUUCAACUUCCUCCUCUUAACACUCCUCUGCAUGAAUAUCUACUGGUUUUUGUUUAUAGUGGCGUUUGUAGCGAAGGUCGUGACGGGGCAGAUGAAGGGUGUGAAAGACCUGAGGGAGUACGAGGGCGAGGAGGCAGCUCAGAGGGCCGCAGCCCUGCUCAAGGCCCAGCAGCAGCCGCAGGGUGAAGAUGCAGGACAUCUCAACAACUCUGCUGAAGGGAAGCACGUGCAGAACGGGAUCACUAAGGAGAAGCAUCUAUAACGGCCUCUCUAGCUCCACCUCCUGGCACUUAACUCUGAAUGCAAGCAACGCUAGGCGACCUAGAUUGUUUCAGAUUUAGGUCUAAGUGACUCAAGGGGUCUCGCGAAAAGGAUGAAAAAACUAUUGAUCAUUUUUAUUUCGUUUUUUUAAUUUCAUCGUGUUUUAUUUGUUUAAAAAAAAGUAUAUCACUGCGAAUGUUAUUUCAGGUGACCUUUGUCUUAUAUUAACAUUAUGUUUGAAGAAAGAAAAGGUGUGAGUUUUGGGAAUGUCCUCUCGUGUAGCCUACCAGGGCGUUUAGAAGUCGUGUCAGCUCUGACCAACACUCGCAAGACAAGGUUGAGCUACUGAUGCUUAGGCGUCUAGUCUACACCUAUACAAACUAGAUAAUGUGCACACAUUAGAGGACUAAAGCAUUCAUACAGUAACCAUGUCAAAGGUCCUUUCUAGUAUAGAGACCUGGAUCUGUCUUUUUAAAGAGCGUUCCUCUUAAAAGCGUAGUGGCUUUUUUAGUUCCUAUCCCCUCUUACUCCAGGAGUGUAUGCUAAAAUACUAAAAGGGAAGUAUUGUAUCAUGUUACUACCGCGAGUGUGAGAGUGCAUGUUAUGAGCUGGUUUUGUUUUACCAACAUGUAUUGAUUUUCAUAUCAUUGCACAGAUAGAUAGUGAACACAGACAUUACCCCAGCCUGACCUGCAUUAUUUGAAGAGCCACGUAGGUGUAGUAUUGAUGUGUCUUGUAAAUGUGAAUGACUCGUGUUCAGAUUUUUAAGGGAAACAUAAACUCUUUCAACUUUUUUUCUUACUGUCGAUAAAUACGCAUUGGAAAUAUUGCUUGCAUUCCUGUAUUGAAAAUGUAAUGUCACAUUUUCUGUUUUUAUAGCAUCUGUUGUUGCACUGAAAUGAAGGCAUACAAGCUGAUAGCUGGUUAAUGACAGCCGAUGUAGCUGAAAUUGAUUGAUUGGGUUGAGGAUCAUCCUUAUGAUUUCGUUAAAGAAAUGAAUUUGACUAAUCUUAAUAACCAAUAUGUUGGCGGUUCACAGAAAGCAAAGGGCCCUUGUGUAAAAGAAGAUCAAAAUCAAAUAUGAAAAACAUUUAUGCACAUAUGGUAUUCAGGAAUGCAUGACAUUGGAAUGGUUUUUAGAAUAUGCUAUGAAGUCAUUUUUUAAUAACACAAAUGAAGAAAGAACUACAUAGACUUAUUCUUGAUCAAUGUGCAGAACUCAUCUUAAAAAAAAGUCAUUUGAGCAGACACCACCACACCAUCAUACAGUCCAAAUGGUUCGGUGUCCUCUUUACAUUUGAAUGUGCUCCUGGUUGUGUGUGCCUGUGUGCUACAACUGUCCAGGUUUUCUUUGCUGUGACUUAUAGGGGGUGCUGUCCUUUUCGAUCAAAUUCAAGCUCUUUCGUUAUGAUGAACAGCAUGCUUGUGCUGGAACAGGCCACAGAUGUGGGCAGGUGGAAAUGUCCAUAGUUGUGGACGUGUCUUUCAGUCCCCAGCUACCACUAGUGCCAGUGCCCGGGAUUACCUAGCUUUUGAUUUUACAUUCAAACAUUGUCAUUAUUAUUAUGAUUAUGAUAGAUUUGUUAAAUUUCUGCUGUUUCUGAGAACACUGUAAUCCAGUCGUGUCCCUUUUCGUGUGUAUGCGUCUGUUAAUAGUUUGGGACAGAUGAGGUGCCCUGAUAUCUACCAUGGUACUGUCCACAAAGGUCCGUGUGCACUUUGCCUCCACCUCGGCCCAGCUCUCUCCCGGUCUCUCCUCUCCACCAAAGACAAACACCACCAACAACCUGAUUGGCUCUGUGAGGUGAAACUACUCACAGCAAAUUCACUCUAAAACAAAAUAGGUCGUUUAAGUUUACUUUUGAGGCAGAUUUCGCUGUUCUUUUUUACCAGCAUUGAAUACAAAAGUCCAUCCGGUUCUUGAUGAAAAUGUGGAAACAUUUUGUGGAAGAAGUAUUAUGUUAUGCAUUUCCUUUGAUAGUUUAAGAAUGUGCCAAAAAUGUUGACCUUUAUCACUGAGAAGUGUUCUGAUGAGAGGCCUGGUUGGGACCUGAGUGGCUAGAGGAAGGAGAGGGAGGUUGUAGUGAAUAUGAAGGGCUUACACCCUACAGGUGUUUCUUACAAACUGCACUGUCAUUUUUAUAAUUGUUUAUUAGAGAAAAAGGGAAAUCAGGGGAGAAUUUGGUCAUUUGUAAGACUUUCUGGGCGUUAAGAAUAAAAUGAAGUAUGACGUUAAAUAGUGAAUAGGUUUUAGGUAAAUAGCAUAAUGUCUUGGACCAUUAACACACUGCAAGGUCUCUAACAUCAGCCUCAUUUUUCCCCACUCUUAAAGUUUUAAUCUGACCGCUUUGUAAAUGUGACCACUUGGAAAUGAUAGGUAUUUACUCUUUUGUAAUACUUUUUGUUUGUUUGUUAUAUCUCCAUUCAACCAGUGUUAUUGUAGCAUGUCUUCCCUUAAAAUAAAACAUGUAAAUAAAUAAAAAAGAAACCGGGGUCCCUGAGUUAUUUCUACAAAUUAAUUUAUUCUUUGUCAUUUUCAUUGCAAGAAUCAAGUUUAUGUGGACCAGGUAAAACACAGUCGAGACAGAAAAGUAAAAUGUAGGUGUUGGA
Messenger RNA from Coregonus clupeaformis (lake whitefish), 4822 nucleotides. Its product is annotated as ceramide synthase 1. The record is from RefSeq and is a predicted model, not a curated record. Gene Ontology annotation, cellular component: membrane. Gene Ontology annotation, molecular function: sphingosine N-acyltransferase activity. NCBI's taxonomy places the organism in Eukaryota, Metazoa, Chordata, Actinopteri, Salmoniformes, Salmonidae. Gene Ontology annotation, biological process: ceramide biosynthetic process. The transcript is spliced from 7 exons. The coding region runs from base 1098 to 2213 and encodes 371 amino acids.